AUGCCUCAACACCAAGGUCCCUCGAGCCGCCGGCUCCUCCAAUUUCUGCUAUUGGUCGCACAAACUUCGGCUUCCACUCUUUACUCCACCUACAGCUUCAAUCCCCUUGAGCAUCUCGGCGGCAUAUCGCCUUACUUUGAGCCCCAAGACCCCCCAGCCUCUCCAGAUGCUCCCCAGGGCUGUAAACCAGAGCGUGCUGCCUACCUAGUGCGACACGCAGCAAUCUACGCAAACGACUUUGACUAUGAAGAGUACAUUGAGCCCUUCGUUGAAAAGCUGGAGAACCACACCAAGAUUGAUUGGAGCAAGAUCCCGUAUUUGAACUUCUUGGCCGACUGGUCUGCCCCAUUUUCGGAUGCCGAGGCCGAGCUUCUGACCCGAGUGGGCAGAUUAGAAGCGACGCAACUGGGAGUUGAUCUCGAGUUUCGGUAUCCCAAGUUGAGGCUCCCAAAGCGAGUUUGGACCUCAUCUGCUGAGCGAACCCUCAAGUCUGCUCAGUCAUUCGUCCGCGGACUCGAGAUGGACAACCAGACCAUCAAGGUCGAGAGCAUUUACGAGUCUGAAGAGUCUGGAGCCGACAGCCUGACGCCUUAUAGCGCCUGCCCUGCCUACUCGUCAUCUGCUGGUAGCGACGAGGCAUCCGUGUACCAGGAGAAGUACGCAAAGCCUAUCAUUGCCCGGCUAAACGACCUAGCUCCCGGUUUCAACUUUACCGUCAACGACAUCUUCGGCAUGCAGCAGUUGUGUGGAUAUGAAACCGUCAUUCAUGGAAAGUCUCCCUUCUGCAACCUGGAGCUCUUCUCGCCCGAUGACUGGCUUGGCUGGGAGUACUCGGAAGAUGUUCGAUACCACUACAACGUUGGUUAUGGCAACCAAGUCUCGGGCUACGUCGGCCUUCCAUGGUUUAAUGCGACAGCCGAUACCCUCCUCAACAAGGAGUCAGAUGACCAGGACCUGUAUGUUAGCUUCACUCACCGUGAGCUGCCUCCCAUGGUGUUGGUCGCAAUGGGCCUGUUCAACAACUCCCAGUUUGGAGGUCCGCCUCAGAUCAACGACACGAUGCCGCUGAGCCGUAUCAACUACCGACGAGCCUGGAAGAGUUCUCAUGUCUUGCCUUUCCUCAGCAACAUUGCUAUUGAGCGAUUGAACUGUACGGGCAGCUACGGAUACGACGACGGAGAGUAUUACCGCGUGCUAGUGAACAGCGCACCUCAACCUCUGCCAGACUGCGUUGACGGACCAGGGACGAGCUGCUCGAGGAAGGGUUUUGAGGACUAUGUGCAAGACAGAGUGGACAUGUUUACUGGGUUUUCGGACAAAUGCGGCGUGGACUACAAGAACACAACGGAUAUUCUAUCGAUAUAUCAUGAUUGA
This is a messenger RNA of Fusarium keratoplasticum, 1374 nucleotides long. RefSeq lists its product as uncharacterized. Lineage: Eukaryota; Fungi; Ascomycota; Sordariomycetes; Hypocreales; Nectriaceae. The transcript has a single exon. Gene Ontology annotation, molecular function: acid phosphatase activity. Bases 1 to 1374 code for a protein of 457 amino acids. Gene Ontology annotation, cellular component: fungal-type cell wall. The record is from RefSeq and is a predicted model, not a curated record.